Messenger RNA from Hippocampus zosterae (dwarf seahorse), 1003 nucleotides. It is a transcript of the gene cops8, whose product is annotated as COP9 signalosome subunit 8. The coding region runs from base 96 to 671 and encodes 191 amino acids. Gene Ontology annotation, biological process: COP9 signalosome assembly; protein deneddylation. The transcript is spliced from 7 exons. Lineage: Eukaryota; Metazoa; Chordata; Actinopteri; Syngnathiformes; Syngnathidae. The record is from RefSeq and is a predicted model, not a curated record. Gene Ontology annotation, cellular component: COP9 signalosome.
CGUCAAGUACUUCCGGGUCACCUCGCUCGUUUCGGGAAGUAAAGUGAAGUUGCUCAGCGAAAACAAGAAUCGCAAGAGGGUUAAUCCUCCUCAUCAUGCCUGCCGCGGUGAUCAUGGAAGAAAACUAUGACAAAUUAUUAGAGCAGUGUGAAGCACAAGAGCUCGAGGCACCAGGAGGCAUUACGACCCCUCAAGUUUAUGCUCAACUUCUGGCACUGUAUUUACUACAUAAUGAUAUGAAUAAUGCCAGGUAUCUUUGGAAGCGGAUUCCCCAGGCAAUAAAAGCGGCAAAUCCCGAAUUAGCAGCAAUCUGGACAGUUGGCCAGCACAUUUGGCAACGAGAUUUCCCCGGCAUCUACACAUCUAUUGCGGCUUAUCAGUGGUCGGAAAACAUUCUCCCAGUAAUGGAGGCCCUUCAAGAGAGCACGCGACAGAGGGCCCACGGCCUCGUGGCGCAGGCGUACACUUCCAUCAGCGUUGAAGAUUUCGCCGCCUUUGUGGGCUACUCGGUGGAAGACAGCGUCAAAGGUGUUGUGAGCCAAGGCUGGCAGGCGGAUCCCGCCACCAGGAUGGUGAUGCCGAAAAAGCCAGAUCCUCCCCCUGUUUCGUCGGUUCCCAAUGAGCAGCAGUUGGCCAGACUCACCGACUACGUGGCUUUCCUGGAGAACUGAUAAACCGCAACAAACCCUCUCAACCGUUUCUUCUUAGAUUUGUGUCGACUCACCACCGUGCGUGCAUCAUCUUAUGAUAAAAAAAAACCAAAAACGCUGUGGUGUGAUUAUGAUUUCUGUUUAUGUGUACCAUAAACUUUUCUCUCUCUAUAUAUAUAUCUAUACAUACUGUAUAUAUAUUUUCGCUCGGCAAAACUGUUGUCACGGGUACUUUUCUUCCUAACUUUGCACGAGGGUGUUUUGAUGUCCCACGGAACUCGUGCUGCCCUUUCUCCCAGUGUAUCUUUUGACAUUUGGAAAGUGCUUUUUAUCUAUACAUAGUCGUAUGUUUA